CGUGGCUACUGUGGAAAAUCCUUUAGGACAGGAAAAGGGGGCGUCCGCCUGCUACAGCCCUAGUUCACAUCUCAAACACAGCAGCGCCUGGAUGGCAGGGUCAAGCCGGAGUAAAAACUGUAGGAAUUUCAACAGGAAAUGUUACUCUCAAGUGCCUUGCGGAGGUCUGGGCUGAUGAGAGCAGGACCAGAGAGGCCCUUGUGGCCAGCUGCUGUGCUUCUCGUUGCCGCCGGUCUCCUGGCUGUCACCUCCACUUCGUCUUUUGGUGGGAAAAUGAUGGCUCAGACUGCUAUGGCCCAAGCAAAGACUGCGCCUGCAGGGUCAAGCCCAUGGGCCACUGAGGACCUUUUGGAUCUCCAGUACCUGUAUGAGCUGCUUUCCACUGAUAACUUAGAUGUUUGGUUCUGUUCCCUCGUGGGAUCUAUUGCCAUUGGCCUCAGUGGUGUCUUUCCGCUCUUGGUGAUACCCCUUGAGGCUGGAAAAUCUCUGAAAACUGAGGCUGGGUGUCAGAAGCUGAAGAAGCUGCUGAGUUUUGCUAUUGGUGGUCUCCUUGGGGACGUGUUUCUCCACCUUCUGCCUGAAGCUUGGGCUAACACUUACAGCUCUGAUGGAUGUCACAGACACUUCAAAAUGCAAGGCUUGUGGGUCAUAUUGGGUCUCCUGUCUUUCCUGAUCUUGGAGAAAAUGUUUCCUGAUAAUGACAGAGACUCGGACAACAAAGCAGACUGCCAGAAAGCCACUUCCUGUUUAACAGAUCUGAGCAGCAAGGUUUCUGUGUCCCAACAAACAAAUGGCAUCUGCUCUAACAACAACUCCGACUCAACGCCAAAAACUGACAUCAGUCCUUAUAUAGAGCCAGAGAAAAUAAAGACGAGUGGUUAUCUAAACCUUCUUGCUAACUGCAUUGAUAAUUUUACUCAUGGGCUAGCGGUGGCUGGAAGUUUCUUAGUAAGCAAAAAGGUUGGUCUCCUAACAACACUCGCCAUCCUGCUUCAUGAGAUUCCUCAUGAGGUGGGAGAUUUUGCCAUUCUGCUACGAGCAGGGUUCGACCGUUGGAAAGCUGCACGCAUGCAGCUAUCUACAGCACUUGGAGGAGUCCUGGGGGCGUGUUUUGCUCUUUGCUCCCAAUCAUGGCAGGGGGCAGAGAAUGCCACUGCUUGGAUCCUACCCUUCACCUCAGGUGGAUUUCUCUACAUUGCCUUAGUUAAUGUGGUACCUGAUCUGUUAGAGGAGACGAGCCCUAGGAACUCAUUUCUACAGGUUCUGCUGCUGGUUUGUGGGAUAGCAGUCAUGGCUUUUCUCUCCGUCAUCAUAGACUAGAAAUUGCAUUAAUCAUGUUACAUCUAGCAUCCUGGAGGAAUAAAGAGACAAUUCCCUCCACUCUUUAAGCUUUAAAUAGACAUUUUUGUCAACCCCAAAAACAAUGUAAGGGAUGUCAAUGAAAAAAGCAAUGUUGACAAUCAGGUACAGUAUGUGCAUGUGGCCUUAUCUCUUACAUUCCUUGAACCAUUUGUGCUUUUCCAAUGAAGUUUAGAGUGAACCUGAACCAAACAGUAAGAAGAAAGCAAUAGAUGUUUGUAAUCUUCCAAAAACGUCUCUGUGAUGUCAAUGGGUCACACAAACAAUUAAAGAAUGUGCUUUGACUAUAAGUAGUAUUAUGUUUCAUAUCAAUAUUUUAAACUGAAGUCAAUUGAAAACACAACACAUCCAUUUAUUAGAGACGGAACACGGAUAGAUAUGCUUACAUAAUCCGAUUUUUGUGUUCAUCAUCAUUAAACAGGUUAUUUGUAUUCCCUUAAUUUAUGCUGCCACAUUGUUGAUAGUCAUUCUAGUAAAGGUGAUCAUACACAAGUUUGCGCAUGCUGCGAUACUGUAGUUGUAGAUAACUACAUACUCUUUGCUCUUUUUUUCCAAACAUACUCUUAAUAAUACUCAUUUGCUUGUGUUAUUUCUUUCUGUACAGUAUUAGUCUUUUUUUAUUGGUUGGGUGCCACUACACUGCUUAUUUUUUACCUUUAACUGAUUUUCUGCACAGUUAAUUGUGUUCCCGGCAUUAUAAAUGAUGCAAUGUUAAGCGGUUCAGAUAAUAUUAGUGGAUUAAAUUCUUUUACCUGAUUUAUUGCCAUUUCAUACAAUAAGUGUUGAUAAAUGUAUCACCGUUGCGUACAUGAAAUGUUACUGAAAAUAAUGUUUUGCACCCAUUACUUGGCAGAGGAGGCUUGCCGGAAUGUAAAUAUUUGAAUUAGAGAUGAUAUAUAUAUAUAUACAUAUAUAUAUAUAUUUAUGCUGUUAAUGUCAUAUUGAAUUAAAAUCAAGGUCCUCCCUUUGUUGUUGUUGAAAUAAAGAAACUUAAGAAUUACUAUUUGA
Molecule: messenger RNA, 2367 nt
Organism: Triplophysa dalaica
Lineage: Eukaryota; Metazoa; Chordata; Actinopteri; Cypriniformes; Nemacheilidae
Gene: slc39a13
Product: solute carrier family 39 member 13
Exons: 10
Coding region: 139-1320 (393 amino acids)
Biological process (GO): zinc ion transmembrane transport; intracellular zinc ion homeostasis
Cellular component (GO): membrane
Molecular function (GO): zinc ion transmembrane transporter activity
Source: RefSeq, a predicted model, not a curated record